AACCAGCUUGGAGCCCCGGGAGGUGCAGGGCUCAGCCCCAUUGGUCCUCGAAACAAUCAGGUGAUGCUGUACCUGGUAGGGAGGCUGCCUGGCAGUGUGUCCCCAGUUUUAGUAUAUGUACUGCCUAGGUGAGCUCUGUGUGUUGCCAGGAGCCAGCCCUUGGUUGUCCCCAAGACCUGGCCUCACUUACCCUCUGACCCCGUCCCAGUGCCAGGAUGGUAGUGGCCGGCCUGAAGGACUGGCUGCUCUGGGCCCUGCUCCUGCACUCGGCCCAGAGCGAGCUGUACACGCCCAUACACCAGGCCCACUACUGCGCCUUCUAUGACGAGUGCGGGAAGAACCCGGAGCUGUCCGGGAGCCUGGCUUCACUGUCCAAUGUGUCCUGCCUGUCCAACACGCCUGCUCGCCAUGUCACGGGGGACCACCUGGUCCUCCUACAGAGCAUCUGUCCCCGCCUGUACACCGGCCCCAACACCACCUACGCCUGCUGCUCCCCCAAGCAGCUGAUGUCCCUGGACUCGAGCCUGAGCAUCACCAAGGCCCUCCUCACCCGCUGCCCCGCCUGCUCUGACAACUUCGUGAGCCUGCAUUGCCACAACACCUGCAGCCCCAACCAGAGCCUCUUCAUCAACGUGACCCGCGUGGUGGAGCAGGGGGACAGCCAGCUCCGGGCGGUGGUGGCCUACGAGGCCUUCUACCAGCGCAGCUUCGCCGAGCAGACCUACGACUCCUGCAGCCGGGUGCGCAUCCCCGCAGCCGCCGCGCUGGCCGUGGGCUCCAUGUGCGGCGUCUACGGCUCUGCCCUCUGCAAUGCCCAGCGCUGGCUCAAUUUCCAGGGGGACACGGGGAACGGCCUGGCACCCCUGGACAUCGCCUUCCGCCUGUGGGAGCCUAGCCAGGCCGUAGGGAGUGUGAUACAGCCUCUGAAUGGGGAGGUUGUGCCCUGCAACCAGUCCCAGGCGGAUGGCACAUCGGCCUGUUCCUGCCAGGACUGCGCCGCCUCCUGUCCCGUCAUCGCCCAGCCCAAGGCCCUGGACUCCACCUUCUACCUGGGCCGGAUGGCAGGUAGCCUGGUCCUCAUCAUCAUCCUCUGCUCCGCCCUCGCCUUGCUCACUGUCUUCCUCGUGCGGCCUCACUUGGCCUCCUACAGGGGCAAGGGCCAGGGCAAGGACAAGGGCAAGGGCAAGACGCCAGACCACAAGGCAGACAUCAGCUUCGCCAACAGGCUCAGCCUCUCCACCCACACCUUCCUUAGCCAGUGCUUCCAGCGCUGGGGCACAUGGGUGGCCUCGUGGCCACUGACCAUCCUGGUGGUGUCCAUCGUCGUGGUAGUGUGUCUGGCAGGGGGACUGGCUUUUAUAGAACUGACCACGGACCCUGUGGAGCUGUGGUCGGCCCCCAACAGCCAAGCCCGGAAGGAGAAGGCAUUCCACGACAAGUAUUUCGGGCCCUUCUUUCGAACCAACCAGGUGUUUCUGACGGCACCUAACCGGCCCGGCUACAGGUACAACUCCCUGCUGCUGGGGCCCAAGAACUUCAGUGGGAUCCUGUCCACCGACCUGCUGCUGGAGCUGCUGGAUCUCCAGGAGAAGCUGCGGCACCUCCAGGUGUGGGCGCCGGAGGAGCAGCGCAACAUCUCCCUGCAGGACAUCUGCUACGCCCCCCUCAACCCGCACAACACCAGUCUCUCCGACUGCUGCAUCAACAGUCUCGUGCAGUAUUUCCAGAGCAACCACACGCGCCUGCUGCUCACGGCCAACCAGACGCUGUCGGGGCAGACCGCGCAGGUGGACUGGAGGGACCACUUUCUCUACUGCGCCAACGCCCCACUCACCUUCAAAGAUGGCACAGCCCUGGCCCUGAGCUGCAUGGCUGACUACGGUGCACCCAUCUUCCCUUUCCUUGCCGUGGGGGGCUACAAAGGAAAGGACUAUUCUGAGGCAGAGGCCCUGAUCAUGACCUUCUCCAUCAACAAUUACCCUUCUGGGGACCCUCGACUGGCCCAGGCUAAGCUCUGGGAGAAGGGCUUCUUGGAGGAGAUGCGAGCCUUCCAGCGUCGGACGGCUGGUGUGUUCCAGGUCACGUUCAUGGCCGAGCGCUCCCUGGAGGAUGAGAUCAACAGCACCACAGCCGAGGACCUGCCCAUCUUCGCGGUCAGCUACCUUGUCAUCUUUCUGUACAUCUCUCUUGCCCUGGGCAGCUACUCCAGCUGGCGCCGAGUACCGGUGGACUCCAAGGCCACGCUGGGCCUGGGCGGCGUGGCCGUGGUGCUGGGAGCAGUCGUGGCCUCCAUGGGCUUCUUCUCCUACCUGGGAAUCCCCUCCUCACUGGUGAUCCUGCAAGUGGUGCCUUUCCUGGUGCUGGCCGUGGGGGCCGACAACAUCUUCAUCUUUGUUCUCGAGUACCAGAGGCUGCCUCGGAGGCCCGGAGAGGAGCGGGAGGCCCACAUCGGCAGAGCCCUGGGCAGAGUGGCCCCCAGCAUGCUGCUCUGCAGCCUCUCUGAGGCCGUCUGCUUCUUCCUAGGAGCCCUGACCCCCAUGCCAGCUGUGCGGACCUUCGCCCUGACCUCCGGCUUUGCGGUGCUUCUGGACUUCCUGCUGCAGAUGUCGGCCUUCGUGGCCCUGCUCUCCCUCGACAGCAGGAGGCAGGAGGCCUCCCGAAUGGACAUCUGCUGCUGCAAACGUGCCCGGGAGCUGCCCCCGCCCAGCCAGAACGAGGGGCUUCUGCUCCGAUUCUUCCGCAAGGUCUACGCCCCGCUCCUGUUGCACCGGGUCACCCGUGUGGUCGUGGUGCUGCUCUUCCUGGCCCUGUUUGGAGCAAGUCUCUAUUUAAUGUGCAACAUCAGCGUGGGAUUGGACCAGGAGCUGGCCCUGCCCAAGGACUCGUACCUGCUGGACUAUUUCCUGUUUCUGAACCGCUACUUUGAGGUGGGGGCCCCGGUCUACUUUAUCACCACUGGGGGCUACAACUUCUCCAGUGUGGAAGGUAUGAACGCCAUCUGCUCCAGCGCAGGCUGCAACAACUUCUCCUUAACCCAGAAGAUCCAGUACGCCACUGAGUUCCCUGACGAGUCUUACCUAGCCAUCCCUGCCUCCUCCUGGCUGGAUGACUUCAUUGACUGGCUGUCUUCAUCCACCUGCUGCCGCCUUUAUCUCUACGGUCCCAAUAAGGAUGAGUUCUGCCCCUCGACCGUCAGCUCCCUGGCCUGCCUGAAGUCCUGCGUGAGCCUCACAUCAGGGCCUGUCCGGCCAUCAGUGGAGCAGUUCCACAAAUAUCUUCCCUUGUUCCUGGACGACCCGCCCAACAUCAAAUGUCCCAAAGGAGGCCUGGCAGCAUACAGCACCUCCGUGAAUCUGAGUUCAGAUGGUGAGGUUUUAGCCUCGCGGUUCAUGGCCUACCAGAAGCCGCUGAAGAACUCGCAGGACUUCACGGAGGCGCUGCGGGCAGCUCGGGCGCUGGCGGCCAGCAUCACUGCUGAUUUGCGGAAGGUGCCAGGCACGGAUCCGGACUUCGAGGUCUUCCCCUACACGAUCACCAACGUGUUCUACGAGCAGUACCUGACUGUGAUCCCCGAGGGGCUCUUCAUGCUCAGCCUCUGCCUGGUGCCCACCUUCGUUGUCUGCUGCCUUCUGCUGGGCAUGGACAUCCGCUCUGGCUUCAUCAACCUGUUCUCCAUCAUCAUGAUCCUGGUGGACACCGUGGGCUUCAUGGCCCUGUGGGACAUCAGCUACAAUGCCGUGUCCCUCAUCAACCUGGUCACGGCGGUGGGCAUCUCUGUGGAGUUUGUGUCCCACAUCACCCGCACCUUUGCCAUCAGCACCAAGCCCACCCGGCUGGAGAGGGCCAAGGAGGCCACCAUCUCCAUGGGCAGCGCGGUGUUCGCAGGAGUGGCCAUGACCAACCUGCCCGGCAUCCUCAUCCUGGGCUUGGCCAAGGCGCAGCUCAUCCAGAUCUUCUUCUUCCGUCUCAACCUCCUCAUCACUUUGCUGGGCAUGCUGCACGGACUGGUCUUCCUGCCGGUCAUCCUCAGCUUCCUGGGGCCUGAUGUCAACCCAGCUCUGGUGCUGGAGCAGAAGCGGGAGGAGGAGGUGGUCACGGUCAAGGAGGCCCCCUGCUCAAAGCACCCUGACACGAUGAGCACUGGCGGCGGCGUCUAUGUCAACCAUGGCUUUGAACAUCCUGACAGGAGUGCGGAAGGCCUCGAGAGCUCUUGGCCACACAACAGGCAGAAGCUCUGAUGGAGCCUGAGCUCCUGUCCAAGCUCACUGGUCCUGACCUGAGAAGCCAUGAGGGUUCUCCCAUGGGGGCUCCCUUGCCACAUCCGCCCCCUCAGGGCCUGAGACAGGCUGUCCUCACAGGAGUGCCCAUGAUAGGAUACCCUCUGGCCACCAGUUCUCACCCAUAAGACACAUGACUGUGAUGGAGGUGGCACAUGAUGGCAUGGGUGUGAUCUGUUCCUGGUCUGUCUCUUGAAUUUGACAUGUGUCCUCCUUAAGCAAGUUUUGAAACUUUAGUUCUGUAUAUGUAAACAAUAUAUAAUAUUAUUUCACAUCGAAAAUUUUUUCUUAAUUGAUAUCAUACUUGACUAAUCCUUUUGCAAUGAGGGUUUUUUUUUUCAUGCAACAUACAUUUUUUUAGAUUUAUUCAUGUUGAUACGUGGAGAUCUAGUCCAAUCAUUUGAACUGCCA
Vicugna pacos (alpaca) is the source of this 4688-nucleotide messenger RNA. RefSeq names its product NPC1 like intracellular cholesterol transporter 1 (gene NPC1L1). The record is from RefSeq and is a predicted model, not a curated record. Gene Ontology annotation, biological process: intestinal cholesterol absorption; sterol transport; cholesterol homeostasis. Gene Ontology annotation, molecular function: cholesterol binding; lipid carrier activity. Lineage: Eukaryota; Metazoa; Chordata; Mammalia; Artiodactyla; Camelidae. Gene Ontology annotation, cellular component: plasma membrane.